CGCGUCUCUUAAUAUCGACAGCCGAAUUUCGGAAGUCAGUCUCGAAAUUUCGCGGACAUGAGCGGCUCGACCUGUAAAUGUCUGUCGGAGAUUCUAGGCAACUUGAGGCUGUCCUGAGCGGUUGAUGUUUCUUGCUUGAUCAGUUCUAGUUUUUUUCCUUUUUUUUUUUCGAUCAUCGGUUUUUCUAUUUUUUCGGUUCUACUUUAUUCCAUCUCUAACUUUCACUUCCGACUUUUACCCGGCCUGCGUGGAGUCGAAACUCACACUUGAUACUAAUACUAAAUCGCCCCCGCCUCAGUCCUUGGUUUGCUCGAAAUGUUUUGACGACUUUCAGUAUUUUGCACGUUCGCGAUUCUGCCUUUCGUCGUUUUGAGUUCGCACCGGGGUGGAGAUAUAUAAUCGUCCCGCCGGGGUGACGAUUAAUCUUCUUGUAGGGGAGGAGACGAAUCUGGUGAGCACCGUUGCGGUUUCGUUUCGCUUCCUCGUCGGAGGCGGCUUUGCUCUUGUCCUCUACUCGUGCCUGCCAACUGUUUGAUAAUUUGCGGCUGUGGCCGCCCGUAUAUUGCAAUUUGAACUUGUCUGGAUUUUGGGAUGUGUGCGAUGAAGGUAUGGUCCGGUAGUGUUUUUGCCAUGCUGUCGCAUUGUCAUUUGGUUUCAAGGAAUUGGUUUUGAGGCUAAUCUUUGAUUCAUGAUGAUGGCUAUAAAACUGUGAGAAAUGACAAGGUGAUCAUCUUCCCUUUAUGUAGACACUACUCCACUGGCCAGCCUCUGUACACUACUGAAGGACUCAGAGAGCACACGGUUGCUUUUUCAUUUUUAAGUGGGAAUUUGUUGGUAACGCACAGAAUCGACGUUGAUGGGAAGUAUCUGAGCUUCUGUAACAAAUAAGGUCCAAAAUGGAGUGUGAAGAUUGGGAUGGCCUGUCAAGUGACUCUGAGUUAUUGGAACAAGACUUGAAGGAUGAAGAGGAAUAUAACUACACAUCCAACUCUUCGUCCAAGUUGCAAUUCAGGAAAGUAACUUCAGUUGCUCGGUGGAAUAGUAGGGUUAGAAUGGCUGAGGUGGUGGAAAGGAAGGGUCAGUUAUGGACAACAACUGGCAUUGUCCGUAGCGGGAAGCUGUACUGCUCAAUUGAAGAGACUUUGUUCUUGAUGGAAAUAGGGGCUUUGCUUCUUUUGCGUGAGAAUGAUGAAUCCAUCUCCUUGGAAACUAUGUAUCAGCAAUUAGCAGAGGAGAAGGAUGGAUGCUUUUGGGAACUUUAUGAGGUCUAUAGACACCUGAAGUCGCUUGGUUACAUUGUUGGUCGGCAUGGCAUUCCUUGGUCUAUGAAGAGUGUCAAGAGAAACACUGGCACAGUUUCUUCUGAAGGUACUUCAGAAAGCCUGGAAGUGCAAUCGCCUCAAGACUGCAAUUCUGUAAUUGAAAGACUUAUAAAGAUGGACUUGAAUGAACUGAAGCUGGUGUUUGAUGUUUAUCUCCCAAAUGGAAAGUUCAGAAAAUCUUCACCUGGUGAUCCAAGCUACGUGGUUAGCUUGAUCAGGGGCCAACCACCAUCUAAAAUAGAAAUUGAGGCUAUUGAAAGACAAUGUGGAGGCAUUCCACUGAAAUUUUGCCUUGUGGAGCACGGGCGUGUCAGUUUCUAUUCCUUCGGCAAAGUGGAGCUUCCUGUCCUGCCCUGAUAAAUGCCUGUGCGUGCAGAUCCAAAGACUUAAUUCAUUGGAUAUUUUUGAUGCACUUCCAGAAAGAAGGAUUUCUAGAUUCUAGGCUUUAAAUGGAGGUGAAUGCUUGUUUCUUUUCUAUCAAGCCUGGAGUAAUUUUCGGUGAUUGCUCUACUCCUGAUAGUUAUUAGCAUCAUUCUUGCAGAAACCGGUGCAUAAUUUGACAGAACGAAUGUGGUCAUUCUAGCAGCAGGACAACAUUUUGUAAAGAAUUGCCGAAUGAUUGAUUAUUCAGAUCACUUCCUCAUUCUGUUUCUGCUUUCACUUUCCCCAAGAAUUUGCUCGUAUUGUUUGAACUUUGAAUGACAAGGCUGAUAUCUUUCCUCUUCCUA
Messenger RNA from Eucalyptus grandis, 2050 nucleotides. Its product is annotated as tRNA-splicing endonuclease subunit Sen54. Gene Ontology annotation, biological process: tRNA-type intron splice site recognition and cleavage. Gene Ontology annotation, cellular component: tRNA-intron endonuclease complex. Bases 897 to 1679 code for a protein of 260 amino acids. The transcript has 5 exons. The record is from RefSeq and is a predicted model, not a curated record. NCBI's taxonomy places the organism in Eukaryota, Viridiplantae, Streptophyta, Magnoliopsida, Myrtales, Myrtaceae.